AUGUCCGAAUCUGACGAUUUCGAUGACCAGGAGCCGAAGACGCCAACGGUCACCAUCGCUUUCGAGUACAUUGAAGCUCAAGAAACGUUCAAUUUCUACAUCCGAAGAGUUUCACAUGCGCCAUUCACACCGUCAUUAUAUCCAAAGUAUUCCAAAGCAGUUAUGCACGUUGUCAAAGGACUCACAAGGAAGACGUGGAUGGGAAGGAAACGCUCAAUCACAUGGGAG
Molecule: messenger RNA, 228 nt
Organism: Cooperia oncophora
Lineage: Eukaryota; Metazoa; Nematoda; Chromadorea; Rhabditida; Trichostrongylidae
Source: the annotation of a GenBank genome assembly